GUCCUACAUAAAGAGUGCGGGACAGGGAGCCGGGCGGCACACACGGGGCAACACACCUUUCUGCACACACACGACAAAGGCACAGCAGCAAGAAGAGUAAGGAGAAGAGUGGCAUAGAGUAAGGAAGAGAGGGGGUAAGGACAAAGGAACAGAGGCAGGGAAUAACUAAGAAGAUAUGGUACGCUCAUGUGAACAAGGGAUCCCUGCCUGGGUCUAUGUGGGCACUCUGCUCCUCUUAAUCCACUCUGUCACAGUUAGAGGAGCUGCCCUGAAACAGGAGGCAGUGUUGGACAAUUGGGCCACGGUACUGAACCACUCUAUGAGUUUGGUGCAGCGUAUGGAGACCCUGCUGGCCCUGGGGAACGGCAGUGAUGUCACUCUCCGGGUGCAGACCAUCAACACGGACGAGGUGAAGGUGAUCCAGGCCCACAGUCUGGUUCUGGCGCUGCAGAGUGAUGUGUUUGAGGAACUACUGCUCACUCGCAACAACAGUGCUCUGGUUUUGAGGGAGACGCCCGACUGUGCAGCUGUCUUUGACAAGUUUGUCAGGUAUCUGUACUGCGGUGACAUCUCAGUGCGGCUAGAUCAGGCCAUUUCUCUGCAUAAGCUGGCCAGCAAGUAUCAUGUGUGGGCCUUGCAACAGGGUCUGACCCAGUAUAUGACCCAACAUCUGUCUAGUGAUUCACCCACAGGCCAUGUCAUUGGCUGGUACAACUAUGCAUUACAAAUUGGGGACAUGGUCCUGCGGGAUAGCUGCCUGCAGUACCUGUCCUGGAACCUGUCUUCUGUGCUGCAGAGCGGAGAAUGGGGCUCCAUCAGUGAAGACCUACUCCUCUCCUUGCUCCAGCGCUCUGACCUCAUUCUUCAGAGUGAGCUGGAGCUCUACGAGGCCCUGGAGGCCUGGAUUAGCCAGAACCAGCCAGUCAGUUUGACAGUGGAAAGUGCCCUAAGGGCUGUUCGAUACGGCAUGAUUCCCCCUCAGCACCUCUUUCGUCUUCAGAAGCAAUCCCCCCUCAUGCAGAAGCAUUACGAGUCUAUCCGUGAUCUACUCUACUUAGCGUUCCAAUUUCACUCCGCCUCACCUAUCCAACUGGCCAAGUACUUUGAUGUCAACUGCAGUAUUUUCACUCCCCGUAACUACCUGUCCACCUCCUGGGGUUCCCCUUGGGUCAUCAAUAACCCCACCCGUGAUGACCGCAGUUUUAGCUUCCAGACCCAGCUCGGGCCCAGCGGCCAUGACUCCAGUAAGAGAGUGACCUGGAAUGCCCUAUUCUCCCCUCGUUGGUUCCCACUCAGUGCCAGGUCAACCUAUACUGAGCUGGGUGCCAUGCAGCCCACACGCACAGAUGGAGGUCGACCUCGCAUCAUUGUAACACCAGCCACUUCUAGUCCAGACUUUGCUGGUGUGAGUUUCCAGAAGACGGUGAUCGUGAUGGCAAGACAGCAAGGAAAAGUGGUGGUUCGUCACGUCUACAACUUCCACCAAAGCACAGAGGAGGCCGGGGAUUUCCUGGUGGAUGCUGACCUGCAGCGCCGUGCAUCAGAGUACCUGAUUGACAGCUCCCUCUAUCUGCACAUUGUAAUAAAACCUCUCUACCAUACCCUCAUUGUUGCCAGGAAGUAAAUGCAGUAACCAUUAGUUAUCCACCCACACAAUCACAUGCACAAAUUCCAAAGUAAACUCAUAUACCAGCACGUGUUUAUGCGUCAUGUCUGUGACAUCUCCAUUGUUGAUUAGUUUCUGCAUUUUGUUGUCUUCCAACUAUUCAGCAAGGAAGUGUUUGUACAAUAAAGGACUCACAAUUAAAAGAAAACAACAACAAA
Messenger RNA from Sander lucioperca (pikeperch), 1824 nucleotides. It is a transcript of the gene btbd17b, whose product is annotated as BTB (POZ) domain containing 17b. The transcript is spliced from 3 exons. Lineage: Eukaryota; Metazoa; Chordata; Actinopteri; Perciformes; Percidae. The coding region runs from base 176 to 1624 and encodes 482 amino acids. Gene Ontology annotation, molecular function: protein binding. The record is from RefSeq and is a predicted model, not a curated record.